UUUCAUAAAGCCGGCCAGGCAGACAGUCUGCAAAGUGAGUUUUGGAUCAGGUUGUUUGUAGAUUCCCAAGCAGCGAUCCGAUUGAUACCUCUAACUUUAGUGUGCAUCACUAUACUUUUAUAUGGUAAUAUCCUUUUGCUAACAGACGGACCUUUAAACCUAACAAUGUUUCAACUCCUUAGCGGUGAUCACUGUUGUCCGUCGUAGUAGUGUUGUGUUUCUUACCAAAAAAAAAAAAACGUCGAACCUAUUGCACAACUGUUUAAUGUGUAGAUAGCUGAUCUGGAAAUGGGUUCUUUCCUUAUGUCAAAAUCAAGAAUUUGCUUUAGACACCUAUGUCCGUUGCUUGGAAGUGCAAAGAUACUCCCUUAUCCCAAAGAUACUCUACUCUUGGUUCAGAGGACCGCUGUAACACCAGUCCCAGCACUUAAUAAGCUGUCACGUACACAGUUUUACUGCACAAAGGGAAGAGGCAUAAAGCGAGCACAGGCAUUUGGCAGAGAUGCCAAACAAAAAGACUUCACUGUAAAGGAAUGGCCUGUUUCCCACAAGUCAGUCUUUGCUGCUGGUACAGCCAAAAGAGCUUCUGAGCUUCUCAAGAAAAAAAGUGGAAUAGACAUUGAGGAAGAGGCAAGUGUAACCAAAAGAACAAAGCCUAUUGAGAUUCCAGAUCACCCACUAACUGCUUCAGAAUGGAGGAAGCUCAAAGAAAGUUCCACAAGAAGAAAUGGCUUUGAGCUGCAGAUGAUGACAGGACUGCUAACUGCCAGGGCAGAUAUCGACAUUGCCAAAUCUCUUUUGGCGUAUGUUGCCACGGAGACCGGAAGCCUGUCAUAUAAGUUGCUCGUGAGAUACUUAACCAUUUGUGUCAGCGGCAGGCAUCACUCUGAGGUCUUUGACACUUACGAUAUUAUGAAGAGUUGCUUUCCAGCACUUGACACAGGAGCUUACACCUUAUUUAUUAAGGGCUUCAGUCAGACAGAGCGCUGGAGAGAGACAUUAGCUAUGUUAGAGAACGUCAAGAAGGUCCUUAAGCCCUCUGCUCGCAACUAUGGCGAUGUCAUUGCUGGGGCCAUGCUACAUGGAGACAGUGAGACCGGGUGGAGUUUCUACAGGGAGCUGUUGGAUAAAGGGUUGAGUCCAAACCAGGACACUUGGCGGUGUUUGUUUGAGAGUGGCAUCACUCACCGUGGUCAUGAAGAGGAAGUUCAGUCCAUGUUAACCCAUAUGAGAGAUAACCAAAUCUAUCCAGAAGAGUCUGUGGCUAACAGCAUCAAAGCCUGGUUUGAAAGUCUUCCUGGUGAGAAAUGGAAAGGGAGGUUUACAACUGUGGAUUCCAGGGGAGUGUGUCGGAGCUGCCACGCUAAACUGGAGUCCAUCCAGCUGACGGGUGAGGAGUACACUCAGCUGAAGAACGCAGUGAUGAGAGAUGUGAUUGAGGGCAAAGAUGUUUUUACCAAAACCACCCCAGAGGAGCUGGAGACCUUUAAAAGGUUUGUGAGACAAAGGCCUGCUUUUGAUGUGGUGGUUGACGGACUGAACGUGGCCAAUACUUCAGGCAAAGGCAGCCAGUCUGAAACGCUGCUGGCUGUUGUCACUGAAUUGGAGCAGAAAGGUUUGAGCAUCUUGGUACUGGGCAGGAGGCACAUGCUCCAUCCCUCAAAGAGCUGGGACCGCCAUCACAUGACCCAGAUCAAACAGAAGGCCCAUUGCUUCUUCACCGACAACAUCUCUGAGGAUGAUCCUUUCCUCCUUUAUGCUGCACUGCACUCUGGGAAUCACUGUAACUUUGUAAGUCGAGAUCUGAUGCGGGAUCACAAGGCUUGCCUGCCAGACAGUGCCACCAGACGCCUCUUCUUUAAAUGGCAGCGUGGCCAUCAGAUCGUCAUAUCUCAGUACACCCCAGGGAGGAGGGUACGGUUUCAGAACAGAGAGAGUUACGACACCAUCCUUCAGAGUGACAGGACUUCCUGGCAUGUUCCUUAUGAUGAGGAAGGAAGUGACAGAUGCUCCUAUGAAGUGCCCCAGAAAUGGUUGUGUCUCACCAAGGCACACUGA
This is a messenger RNA of Chanos chanos (milkfish), 2058 nucleotides long. RefSeq names its product protein only RNase P catalytic subunit (gene prorp). Gene Ontology annotation, biological process: mitochondrial tRNA 5'-end processing; tRNA 5'-leader removal. The transcript is spliced from 7 exons. NCBI's taxonomy places the organism in Eukaryota, Metazoa, Chordata, Actinopteri, Gonorynchiformes, Chanidae. Bases 289 to 2058 code for a protein of 589 amino acids. The record is from RefSeq and is a predicted model, not a curated record. Gene Ontology annotation, molecular function: protein binding; ribonuclease P activity. Gene Ontology annotation, cellular component: mitochondrial ribonuclease P complex; mitochondrion.